Messenger RNA from Eutrema salsugineum, 890 nucleotides. Its product is annotated as auxin-responsive protein SAUR72. The transcript has a single exon. Gene Ontology annotation, biological process: response to auxin. The coding region runs from base 142 to 540 and encodes 132 amino acids. NCBI's taxonomy places the organism in Eukaryota, Viridiplantae, Streptophyta, Magnoliopsida, Brassicales, Brassicaceae. The record is from RefSeq and is a predicted model, not a curated record.
CUCGACUCUAUAUAAAAUCUGAACCCUUCCCUCACUCUCCUUCACAAAAUCUUCCCAUUGAAUCUCAACUCGCAAUCAGUUUCAGAGCACUCUGCAAGUUUUCUCUCACUCUCCCUCUCUUUCUCAAAUCACACCACGAAGAUGAAGCAUCUGAUCCGCCGUCUCUCCCGCGUAGCCGACUCCGCUCAGUACAGUCUCCUCCGGUCUGAUUCGCAGCGACCGAACCGCCGUUCCGAGUCGUUUCUCCGUUCAUCGGUGGCUCGCCGCGCAAAGAAGAAUACAGCUUCGGUUCCCGAAGGACACGUGCCGGUUUACGUCGGAGACGAGAUGGAGAGGUUCGUUGUGAGCGCGGAGCUACUUAACCACCCGGUUUUCAUCGGUUUGUUGAACCGAUCGGCUCAAGAGUACGGAUACGAGCAAAAAGGAGUGCUACAAAUCCCUUGCCACGUGUUGGUCUUCGAGCGCAUCAUGGAGUCGCUUCGUCUUGGAUUAGCGGUGCCAAGUGACCUCCAAGAUCUAAUCGGCGACGAGACGAUUUGACGAAGACACGAAUCUUUGGUAGUUAGAGAGAUGGAUCUGCGUUUUUUUGGGGGUUCAGAUACAGAGUAAUACUUGUUUUGUUGUUGAUGUAAAUAGGUAUAUAAUUUUUUUUUUCUUUCUGGAUUCGUUUGAUGAUGACGAUGAUGAUGAAAAUUGAAAUCAAAAGGGGAAGGGGAAAGAUGAGCCACAAUUUAGGGCUUUUCUUUUCUGGAUUUUUUCUUUAAAUUGUUGUGGCAAAUUUCCUAAUUUUUUUCGCCGGUUUAAAAAUCGGUUGAAACUCUUGUGAAGAUGUAUGGAAAUUGCUACAGUUUGGAAUUUUAAUGUAAGCGUAAUUUCCUGGGUUUAUGUUA